GCGGGGAGGAAGUCCUGCCCCACGCAGACGUACGGGCAGCCGGCCCAAUGGGAAUGCGGUGGAUGGUCGGUGGAGGACAAGAUGGCGGUGCUCGCCCCGCUGCUGGCUCUGCUCUACUCAGUGCCGGGGUUGUGUCGCUGGCUGGCGCGGCCCUACUAUCCGCUGUCCGCGCUGCUCGCUACUGCCUUCCUGCUCGUUCGUAAGGUCCCGCCGCUGUGUCGCGGCCUGCCCUCCCAGCGGGAGGAUGGCAACCCCUGCGACUUCGACUGGCGGGAGGUGGAGAUCCUCAUGUUCCUCAGUGCCAUCGUGAUGAUGAAGAACCGGCGCUCCAGUGAGUGGGGGCUGCAGUGUGGAGGGGAGGCUGCUUAUGAGGCAUCUCCAUACUGUGAAGGAACGGAGGGAAGAGUCACUGUGGAGCAGCACAUUGGGAACAUCUUCAUGUUCAGCAAAGUAGCCAACGCCAUCCUCUUCUUCCGUCUUGAUAUCCGCAUGGGCCUGCUCUACCUUACGCUCUGCAUUGUGUUCCUGAUGACCUGCAAGCCGCCCCUCUACAUGGGACCUGAGUAUAUCAAGUACUUCAGCGAUAAGACCAUAGAUGAGGAACUGGAACGGGACAAGCGGGUGACCUGGAUCGUUGAGUUCUUCGCCAACUGGUCCAGUGAGUGCCAGUCCUUUGCCCCCAUCUUCGCUGACCUCUCUCUCAAGUACAACUGCUCGGGGCUGCACUUUGGGAAGGUGGAUGUUGGCCGAUACACGGAUGUCAGUACCAGGUACAAGGUGAGCACCUCACCCCUCACCAAGCAGCUGCCCACCCUCAUCCUCUUCCAGGGUGGGACAGAGAUCAUGCGUCGCCCACAGAUCGACAAGAAGGGCCGGGCUGUUUCCUGGACCUUCUCUGAGGAGAAUGUGAUCCGGGAGUUCAACCUCAAUGAGCUCUACCAGAAAGCAAAGAAGCAGUCGAAGCCACGGGAUGAGGGCUCUGAGGAGCCACCCGAAGGACAAGCAGCAGCUGGACUUGCCAAUGGGGAGACCAAGAAGGAGAAGUAGAAGCAGCCUGCAUUCUCACCUGUCACCACUCCACUGUCCCCUGUGGCUGGGGACCAGGCAGUGCCGGCUGGGGGCCCUGCACGUAGCAUUGAGCCUGUGGGCCGCUGCUCCCUCUGCCCGUGCUGGCCGGGGUCCGUGCUAGCCCUCGGCCCCGCCGGUUCCUGGGAAGGGUAGGGCCAGGAGCCGGGCCUGCGCUUCGCGCGCAUCCUUUGGCUGACAAUAAACGUUCUGUGCGCGUC
Molecule: messenger RNA, 1286 nt
Organism: Numida meleagris (helmeted guineafowl)
Lineage: Eukaryota; Metazoa; Chordata; Aves; Galliformes; Numididae
Gene: TMX2
Product: thioredoxin related transmembrane protein 2
Exons: 8
Coding region: 82-1047 (321 amino acids)
Biological process (GO): brain development
Cellular component (GO): membrane-bounded organelle
Molecular function (GO): disulfide oxidoreductase activity
Source: RefSeq, a predicted model, not a curated record